ACCAGACCGCGAACGUCUGUAAUCUCAGUGGCUUGUUUGCCGAGGGCACCUGCGCAGCUGCGACGGCUACUGGUGAGCGCCCCCGAUCAGACCGAGGGGCAGGGCGAAGGGGGACUGGAGGAGGGGAACCGCCCUUCAGGGACACUGACAGGAGGCGGGCGCUACCCCUGAGAGUGAGAGCUUCUGCCCGGAGCUCUGCCAGCCUCGAGGUUUUGGAACAUGAAUCUUUCGCUCGUCCUGGCUGCCUUUUGCUUGGGAAUAGCCUCCGCUGUUCCAAAAUUUGACCAAAAUUUGGAUACAAAGUGGUACCAGUGGAAGGCAACACACAGAAGAUUAUAUGGCGCGAAUGAAGAAGGAUGGAGGAGAGCAGUGUGGGAAAAGAAUAUGAAAAUGAUUGAACUGCACAAUGGGGAAUACAGCCAAGGGAAACAUGGCUUCACAAUGGCCAUGAAUGCUUUUGGUGACAUGACCAAUGAAGAAUUCAGGCAGAUGAUGGGUUGCUUUCGAAACCAGAAAUUCAGGAAGGGGAAAGUGUUCCGUGAGCCUCUGUUUCUUGAUCUUCCCAAAUCUGUGGAUUGGAGAAAGAAAGGCUAUGUGACGCCAGUGAAGAAUCAGAAACAGUGUGGUUCUUGUUGGGCUUUUAGUGCGACUGGUGCUCUUGAAGGACAGAUGUUCCGGAAAACUGGGAAACUUGUCUCACUGAGCGAGCAGAAUCUGGUGGACUGUUCGCAUCCUCAAGGCAAUCAGGGCUGCAAUGGUGGCUUCAUGGAUAAGGCCUUCCAGUAUGUCAAGGAGAAUGGAGGCCUGGACUCUGAGGAAUCCUAUCCAUAUGUAGCCAUGGAUGAAAUCUGUAAGUACAGACCUGAGAAUUCCGUUGCUAAUGACACUGGCUUCACAGUGAUCCUACCUGGAAAGGAGAAGGCCCUGAUGAAAGCAGUCGCAACUGUGGGGCCCAUCUCUGUUGCUAUGGAUGCAGGCCAUUCGUCCUUCCAGUUCUACAAAUCAGGCAUUUAUUUUGAACCAGACUGCAGCAGCAAAAACCUGGAUCAUGGUGUUCUGGUGGUUGGCUAUGGCUUUGAAGGAGCAAAUUCGGAUAACAGCAAAUAUUGGCUCGUCAAAAACAGCUGGGGUCCAGAAUGGGGCUCGAAUGGCUAUGUAAAAAUAGCCAAAGACAAGAACAACCACUGUGGAAUCGCCACAGCAGCCAGCUACCCUGAUGUGUGAGCUGAUGGAUGGUGAGGAGGAAGGACUUAAGGACAGCAUGUCUGGGGGAAUUUUAUCUUGAAACUGACCAAACGCUUAUUGUGUAAGAUAGACCACUUGAAUCAUUGAGGAUCCAAGUUGAGAUUUGAAUUCUGUGACAUUUUUACAAAGGCAAAAUGUUACCACUACUUUAAUUAUUGUUAUACACAACUUUAUGAUAUCAAAGACUCAUUGCUUAAUUCUAAGACUUUCAAAUUUUGAUUUUUAAAAAAGAUGUACAAAACAGUUUAAAAUAAAUUUUAAUUCGUAUAUAAA
Molecule: messenger RNA, 1518 nt
Organism: Pongo pygmaeus (Bornean orangutan)
Lineage: Eukaryota; Metazoa; Chordata; Mammalia; Primates; Hominidae
Gene: CTSV
Product: cathepsin V
Exons: 8
Coding region: 220-1224 (334 amino acids)
Biological process (GO): proteolysis
Molecular function (GO): cysteine-type peptidase activity
Source: RefSeq, a predicted model, not a curated record